This is a messenger RNA of Aegilops tauschii subsp. strangulata, 1539 nucleotides long. NCBI's taxonomy places the organism in Eukaryota, Viridiplantae, Streptophyta, Magnoliopsida, Poales, Poaceae. The record is from RefSeq and is a predicted model, not a curated record.
AUGAUAAACCUGUCCCUCAUCGGCUCGGAGUGCUACUCCGGCGGCGGCCACAACACGCCCGAAGUCGACGACCCGUCGGACGGCCUGUUGACCGAUGUCCCCGAACCAGACGCCACGUGGUUCGAGGAGAUGGCCGAUUGGUUUCGAGGAGAUGCUGCGCCGGUGGCGGUCGUGGCGGUGAAUGACAGGGUGGAAGAGGGAGCUGCGGUGUCUGAGCCGGUGCCCGUGGAGGCUGCUAAGGAGGCCACGGUGAACCUCCAGGGGAAGAAGAAGAGGAGAGCGAAGGGGACAGUCGCGGCGCGGGGGUCCAAGAGGCAGCGCUCGCCGUUGGGUCCUACUGAGACCACCAGCAGCGGCAGCAAUCAAGGCGCGGGGAGCGAGGCUAUGUACGAUCACCAGAUGCCGGUUGGCACGGGGAUGAAGGUUGCCGGCGGCGGAAGGCGGCGGAGGAAGAAGGAGGACCCCGGCAGCGUCUCGUGGGAGUGGGAGUGGGACAAGGAGGUGGGCCUCGCGAGCUACCCGGCGUUACAGUUCUGCCUCCUUUUCCACAUGCUCCCCAGCACGUUCGACUCCCUCUGCAAGCUGCUGGCCCCCGUCGUCGGCAGGGAUGAAACCAAGCGGCACCCGCGCGAACGCGAACCCGUCCCCGUGCGCAAGCGCGUCGCCGUCGCCGUCUGGCGCCUCGCCUCGGGGGAGUCCCUCCGCGAAAUCGAGAAGCGCUUCGGCAUCGCGCUCUGCACCUGCCAGAAGAUCCUGCGCGAGGUCUGCUCAGCCAUCAAGGACGUAAUGUUCCAUCAGGAGGUCGGCUGGCCGGACGCCGCCCGCAUGGCGGCGAUCGCCGCCAGGUUCCAGGCCCUGUCGGGCAUCCGGGGCGUCGCCGGCGCCGUCUACACCACCCACGUCGCCAUCAUCGCCCCCUGCAAGAACCACGAAGCCAUUGGCUACCAUAACAGCCACGCCACGGCGCGCAACAACGGCAGGGACUCCUACAGCAUCACUCUGCAGGCGUCCAUGGACGCCGACGGGACCUUCACCAACGUCUUCGCCGGCCAACCCGGCGGCGACUCCGACGAGAAAAUCCUCCUCGGGUCGUCGCUGAACAAGCCCGACCGUGCUGGGGACAUCCUUGCCCAGGGCAUGCGCCUGGUCGGCGGUGCCAGCUACCCGCUCCUUGACUGGAUGCUGGUGCCCUACUCCGGCCAAAACCUGACGACGGCGCAGCAAGGGUUCAACGAGCGGGUCGCAGUGGUGCGCGACGCCGCCGUGAACGGGUUCAAGACGUUCAAGGCGCGGUGGGGCUGCCUCCAGAAGCGCAGCGAGGUCAAGGUGGAUGACCUUGAAACGGAACUCUACGCGUGCGCCGCCCUCCACAACUUCUGCGAGCGCAGCGGCGACACUCUCAACCCCGACCUGCUGCGGGGCUUGGAGCUCCACGACGACGAAGGCAUGGUCGCCGAUAACCCCAUGCGCUCCGCCGCUGCCGCGCAGGCGCGCGACACCCUCGCACAUGACAUGAUGGAACAGCUAGCUGGCUACUAG